CUCUAUCACUAACUACACUUACUGUCCAAUGAACCCAACCAAUAAACAAUAUCUGUUUAACAUUACAACUACUAAUAAAGCUGGGAAUGGAUCUACUAAUAACGUGUCUAUUGAAUUUCAAACAAGUUCAGAGUUCCUGAGCAUUUACCAAGAAACUUUUACACAUCAAAUGAACAAUGAUUGGAGUUUAUCUUUCAUUAUAUCAAGCAGCUUGUGUCACGUGUCACUUGCUAAUAUUACAGUAACAAGUUGUACUGUUGAUAAUUCUAGUAUUUGCUAUUCAUCAACAGCAGUGUCUAUCAUUAAUAUCUCAUACAAUAACAUUUCCCUUGCUGCUAUUAUCAGUCUUCCCUCAAGAGAGAUACUGGAUACUACUGUUAUGAUACAUUAUCAAAAUAAAGCAAAUUUUCACAGCAAUACUAUCAGAAUCAGCACUUAUGAUCUUCAGCAACUAACAUUGAUUAAUACUUCAUUUAAUGAGGUCUGCUUGGAGUUUAAUUUUGUUACUGGCAGCACAACUAGCAGUAUUUACAUUUAUAUCUGUGGUUAUGAAGACUCAUAUUCUCAACUAGAGUAUUACAGUAUAUCUCAUAAUGAUCGAUUCAACUUUAUUCAGUGCAUUACUAACAUACCAGCAGGUAACAACUUAACACUGCAGGUAAUGGAGGACUGUACUCCUAAUCCUUCUGCUGUAUUAACUGGUAUCAAUAUUAGUGAAGCUGCUAUAGUCUGUAGUAAUACUUUUACACAGAACACAAUGAGCUCAGUAGCUUCAUAUGAAGACUCCUUUUCUCCAAGCAGUUCAGAAUUGCUUUAUUCUACCUCAGCAAUUGCAUCAGUUUCUUCUACAACUGCUAUACCGGUAGAUGAUUGCACUAAGUGUACAAUGGAAAGUCAAAAUGAUGUUCUUGUCACUAGUAGUAAGUUGCAAUUGCAAUGAUUAUCAUUCUUUACUAUUGGCUGUUUACUGUACAGCAGUAUUGAUUAGUCUAUUAGGAUUAUUCCUCAUCCUAUCACUAGUACUCCAU
Messenger RNA from Amphimedon queenslandica, 1028 nucleotides. RefSeq lists its product as uncharacterized. The record is from RefSeq and is a predicted model, not a curated record. Bases 29 to 940 code for a protein of 303 amino acids. Lineage: Eukaryota; Metazoa; Porifera; Demospongiae; Haplosclerida; Niphatidae. The transcript is spliced from 4 exons.